This is a messenger RNA of Pocillopora damicornis (cauliflower coral), 797 nucleotides long. RefSeq lists its product as uncharacterized. NCBI's taxonomy places the organism in Eukaryota, Metazoa, Cnidaria, Anthozoa, Scleractinia, Pocilloporidae. The record is from RefSeq and is a predicted model, not a curated record.
AUGUCCAAGUCUACUUCAGCGCAAAUGAAUUUCCAGACUUCGAUGUUGUUUCUGAUGUUUUCUACUUUAGUUUUUCAAAUGAUGGUUCAAAUAACUGAUGGCGAUGUCGGCUCCUGCAGUCUCCACAUGUAUUUUUAUGAAACCCGGAGCAGUUGUGAGACUCCUUUUUAUCGGAGACUUCAGCUUGGUCACACAGCCAACUGCAGUGAUAGUUUUGAAAGUCUCAUUAGUUGCAUCAAGAACGUCACUCGCGUUUGUGAACACAGUUGGCGAAGUGAUAAAUGGAUAGACAUGGACGUCAGAUUGAAAUUCAGGAGGCAGUUUUAUUGUCAUGAUGGGGCUUUGAUUCUUCCCAUGGCUUUGUGUAGGAGCGGUUACUACAGAAAAGGUCCGAAAUGCGUGCGAGAGUUCCAUAGGAAGUUUCGAAACGACACCAGUGACCCGUCGCUGUGCGACGAGUACUCAAAGGCUAAGGAUUGUAUAAAGGAUCUUUUAAACUUUGAAUGCCCUGCUAAAAAAGGCUCAGAAUCACCUCUCAUGAAGAUAUCAUUUGACGGCUACAAUCCCUUUUGCCCAAACAGAGUUUAUCGUCCUCUGACUACAGUUACAACACCCACACACAGAACUCAGCAGAAAUAUGAAAAGGUACCGGGACCUACGAUCAAACCGGUUCUUAGCAGAAAAAAAAAUUCUUCCAGCGGUGCGUGCUGCAAUAAACUGUAUUCUGAGCUACAUUUACUGAUUCUAAUUCUUCUUGUGGAGCAAUUUUCAGUUCGGUGUCGAUAGUAACCGGUAAA